AUGACUGGAAAACUCAAUGGAUCAUGUUUUUAUAGUCUAAGCUGCUUUUGCCUUGACUGUGUUGUAAACACAUGGAGGAGCUCUUGUGGUACAAUGCCAGAAAGACUAACGGACAUGCUUAUGGAUACAUGGACUCCAUUAGUAAUAUUAUGGAUUACUGUCCUUCCUUCCAUUUAUAUGGCUCCAAUGAAUCAAUCCCAAGUACUGCCAAGUGGAUCCAGUACUGGACUAAAAAGGCUAACUGAAGAACAAAGAGUUUUGAACCGUUCUAAGAGAGGCUGGGUUUGGAAUCAAAUGUUUGUAUUGGAAGAAUUUUCUGGACCUGAACCAAUUCUAGUUGGCCGGUUACACACAGACCUGGAUCCUGGCAGUAGCAAAAUCAAGUAUAUCCUGUCAGGAGAUGGUGCUGGAACAAUCUUUGUGAUCAAUGACAAGACUGGAGACAUUCAUGCCAUGAAAAGGCUUGACCGUGAGGAAAAAGCUGAAUACACUCUAACGGCUCAAGCAGUCGACAGAGACACAAAUCAACCUCUGGAGCCUCCUUCAGAAUUCAUUAUCAAGGUUCAAGACAUCAAUGACAAUCCCCCAGAGUUUGUGGAUGGGCCAUAUCAUGCCACAGUCCCUGAAAUGUCUGUUGUAGGCACCUUUGUUACUAAAGUAACAGCUACAGAUGCAGACGAUCCAGUUUAUGGAAACAGUGCCAAACUGGUUUAUAGCAUUCUGGAAGGACAGCCUUACUUCUCUAUUGAGCCACAUACAGCUAUAAUUAAAACAGCCCUUCCCAACAUGGACAGAGAAGCCAAAGAAGAAUACUUUGUGGUCAUCCAAGCAAAGGACAUGGGAGGACAUAUGGGUGGACUCUCUGGAACUACAACAGUGACAAUUACACUCACCGAUGUCAAUGACAAUCCCCCUAAGUUUGCACAGAGUCUGUAUCACUUCUCAGUAAUGGAAGAUGUUGCUCUUGGUGAACCAAUAGGAAGGGUGAAAGCAAAUGACCUGGAUACUGGAGAAAAUGCUAAAUCCUCCUAUGAUAUUAUUGAAGGAGAUGGAAUGGAUUUGUUUGAAAUUACCACGGAUGCCCAAACUCAGGAUGGCAUUAUUAGAGUGAGAAAGCCACUGGACUUUGAGACCAAAAAAUCCUAUACUCUCAAGGUAGAAGCAGCCAACAUUCAUAUUGAUCCUCGCUUCAUCAGUGGAGGACCAUUCAAGGAUACAGCAACGGUUAAAAUUGUAGUAGAGGAUGCUGAUGAGCCACCAGUCUUUUCAUCACCUACUUACCUACUGGAAGUGCAUGAAAACGCUGCUAUUAACUCUGUGAUUGGUCAGGUGACUGCCCAUGACCCUGAUGUGUCUUCCAGUCCUAUAAGGUUCUCCAUUGAUCGGCAUACCGACCUGGAGAGGCAGUUCAACAUUAAUGCAGAAGAUGGAAAAAUAACUUUGGCAACCCCACUGGACAGAGAAACAAACAUGUGGCACAACAUAACCAUUGUAGCUACUGAAACCAGAUACGCAGUCGAAAUACCCUCCUCACACUCCACCUGGUUAGCGGGGAAUCACAGUCAAGUGUCCCGGGUGCCUGUUGUUAUCAAAGUUCUUGAUGUAAAUGACAACGCUCCUGAGUUUGCAUCGGAGCAUGAAGCCUUCCUAUGUGAGAAUGGGAAGCCUGGGCAGGUAAUUCAGAUUGUCAGUGCAGUUGACAAAGAUGACCCUAAAAAUGGACAUUAUUUCCUGUACAGUCUUCUUCCUGAAAUGGUAAACAAUCCAAACUUCACCAUCAAGAAAAAUGAAGAUAACACUCUCAGCAUAUUGGCAAAGCACAGUGGAUUCAGCAGGCAGAAGCAAGAAGUUUACCUCCUGCCAAUCAUAAUCAGUGACAGUGGGAAUCCUCCCAUGAGCAGCACCAGCACUCUGACCAUUCGGGUCUGUGGUUGCAGCAGCGAUGGCAUUGUCCAGUCCUGUAACGUCGAAGCAUACGUCCUGCCCAUUGGACUCAGCAUGGGAGCCCUCAUUGCAAUAUUAGCCUGCAUCAUUUUGCUGCUAGUCAUUGUGGUGCUGUUUGUGACACUAAGGCGACAUAAGAAUGAGCCUCUAAUCAUCAAAGAUGAUGAAGAUGUGAGGGAAAAUAUUAUUCGCUAUGAUGAUGAAGGAGGUGGAGAAGAAGACACAGAAGCUUUUGACAUUGCAACUUUGCAAAAUCCCGAUGGAAUUAAUGGAUUUUUGCCUCGUAAGGAUAUUAAACCUGAUCUGCAGUUUAUGCCCAGGCAGGGUCUUGCACCUGUUCCUAAUGGUGUUGAUGUUGAUGAAUUUAUUAAUGUAAGGCUUCAUGAAGCUGAUAACGAUCCCACAGCUCCACCAUACGACUCUAUCCAGAUUUAUGGCUAUGAAGGAAGAGGGUCAGCGGCUGGUUCCCUUAGCUCCUUGGAGUCCUCUGCAUCAGACUCAGAUCAGAAUUUUGACUACCUCAGCGAAUGGGGUCCUCGCUUUAAAAGACUUGGAGAACUGUACUCAGUUGGAGAAAGCGACAAAGAAACUUGA
This is a messenger RNA of Indicator indicator, 2538 nucleotides long. RefSeq names its product cadherin 8 (gene CDH8). Gene Ontology annotation, molecular function: calcium ion binding; cadherin binding. Gene Ontology annotation, cellular component: catenin complex; synaptic cleft; axon terminus. The coding region runs from base 1 to 2538 and encodes 845 amino acids. NCBI's taxonomy places the organism in Eukaryota, Metazoa, Chordata, Aves, Piciformes, Indicatoridae. Gene Ontology annotation, biological process: synaptic transmission, glutamatergic; cell-cell junction assembly; adherens junction organization. The record is from RefSeq and is a predicted model, not a curated record. The transcript is spliced from 13 exons.